Molecule: messenger RNA, 3273 nt
Organism: Kluyveromyces lactis
Lineage: Eukaryota; Fungi; Ascomycota; Saccharomycetes; Saccharomycetales; Saccharomycetaceae
Gene: SOK1
Product: Sok1p
Exons: 1
Coding region: 1-3273 (1090 amino acids)
Source: RefSeq, a predicted model, not a curated record
AUGAUGGAGCAAACGAGAACUCAAGCCAACACACCUCCUCAGGAACCAUUACCAAUGCAAGAUAAAGCCUCGCAGAAUAACACAGGAACUGCCAGCGAGGCUCAGGCGGCCGCUGUAGCUGCUGCCUCUGCAGCAGCAGCGGCAGCAGCAGCUUCGGCAGUAGUUUCGUCACCAUCACCGUCGCAAUCAUCUUCUGGUGAUUCGAACGGUUCAGGCCUAGCUUCAGGGUCCAUCAGUAGUUCAACAGUGGGGAAAUCAGGGUUUUCUAAGAGAAAAUCUGGAUCGAAACUAUCGUCCUCGCAGAGUAGUAGGCCCAGAGAUCACAGUAACGAUAGUGGGAUAGUUGCGAUGGGGUUGAAUACAAAUUCAGAUUGUUCCCACCGUAUUGUUGGACACCACUCACAUCUUGACGAUUACGUACAGGAUGCUAGACAGAUGGGGAACCAUGGAUUCGUUACUCCAUCACAGUCUCAUAACAAUUCGAAUAAUAACGAUAACGCCACAGUGUCUGCUGAUGAUGAUGAAAGGAAUAGUAACAGCAGCAGUAAGAAUAACAUCAAUAACUCAGUGGCUGCUGGCAACGUCGGUUCACAAGAUAGUAUUCAGGUUGAAAACCAGGACAUGGAUGUGGAUGUGGAUAUGGAUAUGGAUAUGGAUAUGGAUAUGGAUAUACAGGAUGCUAGUCGAGAUGAUGAUGAUGCCCACGAUUCAGAUAAUUCUUCUUCUUCUUCAUCUUCCUCCUCUUCAUCAUCGACUGCUUCAUCAUCGUCAUCUACCAACAGACAAAAACAAGCUGCAUCUUCCAAAACCCUAAAUUUCAAUUCUGAAAGACGACCUUCGUCGUUCAAUACUGCCAUUGCACAUAACAAUACAACCAUUUUCAAACCGUUCGAUUCUCAAACCGGACAAUUUUUACCCCCCUCCUCUGGAUCUACGAAAACCAAUGAUAGUCAGGAUCUUAUGGAUGCUCAUCACCACCGUAACUUGAGACCAGACGAUACUACUACCGCUUCAUCACCACCAUCUACGUCUCCUUCAACUUCAAAUAUGGUCCCAAAUAAUACCCCAUCGCUUAUGGGAUCACUUGCGAAGGCUAACUACGAAAAAAAUGAGAAUUCAGUUACAAAUAUCGCGCAUCAAAAUCAGAAUGAGCAAGGAUCGCAGUUACAACAAUCUCGUGAGGAACAAAUACAGGACAAACAGCAGCAACAGCAGCAACAGAAAAAACAUCAUAAUCAUACUCUUACUGCACAACCUUCACUUAACCGUAUUCAUAGAUCAAAGAUGAGAUCAUUUUCGGUACCUACCAUAUUGCAUUCGUCACUAAGGAAAAUGAGUAGUGUUGCUCAGCAUGAGAUGAUGAUUCCUUGCAAACAUAACUUACCACCUGCACACUUAACUUUAAAACAUCCGAACACUUCCUCCGCUUCAUUGACAAACUCAAACUCCAACCUAAACCCAAAUUGUAGUCAGCCAGGAGGUCUUGUAAGGAAGAAGAGAUCGCUAAAGAAAGAUCAAUUCUCCUUAAGAAACGCCAUAUUAAUGACACAUCGUCUACAAACAAUGGACAGUAAGGAUAUCCCUCUUGAAGAAAGAAUCAAAUACAUCAAAACAUACCCAACUCCAAUUCCUUUACCCCCAAUUAAUUUGCAAUGCUUGAAAGAGAUCGAUUUGUCUGAGAUUGUGAAGAAUCCUCAACUCAGACACGACAUAGUGUUCGAUCCUAUGUUACAAUUUAGGCCAAAUUUGGAUGGUGAAAGAGGGAUCAAGAAGAGACAAAUUGCCGAUAAGUACUGGAGUGAUGUUGAGAAUGAAAUUUAUGUUUACAACCAAAGGCCUGAUGUUUUCGACGAAAACAGAUCUAGACUAGUACCUCUAUUCAAUACUUUGAAAGAUGUUCUUGUAACAAUAGUUCCUCAAAAAGAAGUAUCUACUGUGGCAAACGUUUUGGAUACUGAAUUGUUGAUUCAAGAGCUCUUAAAGGGAUCACUUGUAAUGUCAAAUUUCAGUGACUGGUUAUCACAAUUAUUCAAACACCAUUGCGCACCAAUGAGAGAUCCAUGGGUAGACAAAAUGUCCUCAAAGUUCAAAAAAGCAGAGGAAAAUAACUCAAUAUCGACUUUGGUGGAAGCUCUCAGAUUGGUGUUUCAAAUUCUGGAAGCAAUGAAGUUAGACAUUGCAAAUCACCAAAUUAGAAUCUUAAGACCAGCGCUUUUGAGCAAUACUGUAGAUUUCGAAAAGCAAUAUUUCCAAUCUCUAUUGAAUAGUAACAGAGUUGACUUAAAAUCAUCUUUGAAAUGGUUCGCCGAGAAAUACAAUGAUGCUUGUGCUGAUAACUUAAUCGAUCCUUCCAAACCAACCCCAAUUCCAAAACUUUACCAAGUUUGUAUCAGAAGCGUAAUAAGCUUAUUAUCUUGCAGAAAGAUGGUCAAAGAAUACCCUACAGCAUUAUCAUUCGACCAUGCUAGAUUGAUUUUAUUGCGGGCAGAUAUUCGUCAAAUUGUCUGUUUAAUGGUUUGCAAACUAUUAUUCAAACAACUUGUGGCUAACAACGCGGAUUUGACAAGACCAAUGAAAGAAUUUAUCAUCAAGAAUUAUACAACAAAGAGGUUAAAGGAAGAAAUCGUUAGUAUUAUCACCGAUGAACAUGGAAAUUGCAGGUGGACAAAGAACACUCUGAGUAUUGCAGUGCAAUUGAACAAAGUUAUCGAUCAAUUGAAAGAGGAGUACUUAAGACAAUAUUCUGAUGGCACACAAUCAUCCGGUGCUGGCGCUCCUCAGGUGUCAUCUUCAUCAAGUGCUAACCUAUCUCUAGAUCAUAAGAAGAUCGACUUCGCUACCUCGUGGUUAUCCAAACAAACUCAACCACUGAGCGAUGUCUAUGGUGUUCUUGAAGCAAGGGUAUUCAAGUCUCUUGAAGAAAUCGUGUUCAAAUUCGGAGAGUGCUCAAAGGAUGGCACGGUAAAACAAGACUUUAUCAACAUGUGCGGAAACACCAAUACUGCUACCAAUGCUACUGGUACCGCGACAUCAACCCUACCAAUCUCAAAUGAUGAUUCAACGGGUGUUUCUUCUAUUUUCCAGUCACCUUCAGAGGCAAACAGGACAUCUACAAGCAAGAAAGAGAUGGAAAUUAAGGAGAGCCUCGCUGCGAUUGAUAUGGAAGAAUUCGAAAACUCCUAUCGUCAUUUAUACACGGUUGUCAACUUUCACUGGUCUGUCUUUGGGUGCCACUACUUGGAAUAUAUGGGCGAUAAAGUUGAGAAAGUAUGA